AUGGCCGUCACCACUCUACCUUCCCGAAGCGUGAGUGAGAUCAGCGAUGUCUUUAAAGCGAAGAAAUCGUCCGCGCGGAUUGAGUUUACUCAAGACGUGACCUCUGACGUGAGGGAGCUGAACGUUGCCCUGUUGCAAGCAGUAGAGAGCGGGAAGUUGAAGACUGUGGCUUCUCUCGUACACCCAAAGAAGGAGUCCGCCCUCUGCGCCAACGCCAAUGCAACCAACGAGGACGGUUGGAGCGCUCUUCACAUGGCGGCCGGGCAAGGUUCGGUGAAGAUCGUGAAGUGCCUCUUACAAUAUGGAGCGGAUCCUAACAUAGCGAACAUGGUAGGAAUGCGGCCACUGCAUGUGGCGUGUAGGGAUGAUCAAUUGGAGGUCGUCAAGUGCCUGGUUGGUCACGGUGCUGUCAUCGAGUGCUGUGCUAGCGGAGGAUGGACUCCUUUACAUUUCGCUGCUUUCAAUGGUCAUGUGGCGAUCGCCAAAUAUUUGCUCGAGAACGGAGCCGAUCCAAAUGCCCAAAGCACGGUUAGUGCUCACCUCUAG
This is a messenger RNA of Perkinsus marinus ATCC 50983, 546 nucleotides long. RefSeq names its product ankyrin repeat and SOCS box protein, putative. Gene Ontology annotation, molecular function: protein binding. The record is from RefSeq and is a predicted model, not a curated record. Lineage: Eukaryota; Perkinsozoa; Perkinsida; Perkinsidae. Bases 1 to 546 code for a protein of 181 amino acids. The transcript is spliced from 4 exons.